CAGCAGCUGAACACCGGCUCACACACACACACACACCAUCCCUGUCUCCAUCUCCGCUCACACGUGUGUGUGCGUGCAUGAGUGUGAAUGUGUGUAUGCAUGUAUGUAUGUAUGUGUAUGUAUAUGUGUGUGUGCAUAUCUGGACUGGUGCGGAGCUGCUGAGGAGCGUCGCGGGUUUUUUCUACACACUCACCACACACACUGAGUCAAAUGCUGGAGGCGCAAAGUAAAGAGUCGAGUUGCUGAGCUGUGCAGUGUCCACAGGGUCAGUGAUGGAGUUCACCACAGAAGAGGAUUUGGAGGAGCUCUGUCCUGUGUGCGGGGACAAAGUGUCCGGGUAUCACUACGGCCUGCUCACGUGCGAGAGCUGCAAGGGCUUUUUUAAGCGCACGGUGCAGAAUAAUAAGAGAUACACCUGUAACCAGAAUCAGGACUGCGGCAUCGAUAAGACGCAGCGCAAGAGAUGUCCUUUCUGUCGCUUCCAGAAGUGCCUCAGUGUCGGCAUGAGGUUAGAAGCGGUUCGCGCUGACCGCAUGCGAGGAGGGAGGAACAAGUUUGGCCCCAUGUACAAACGAGACCGUGCUCUGAAGCAGCAGAAGAGAGCUUUGAUUCGUGCAAGCACUUUCAAAUUGGAGCACAACCCACCACUAGUGCCCUCCAACCAGGCAGAAUAUCCAUUCCCAGGUUCAGUGCCUGGCUUGCUGGCCCCGCUCGGGCCUCCAGACUAUGACUGCCCACCCGCGUGCCCCCCCUCUUUAGGGGUGGCCCUGCACAGCUACGGCUCCUUCCCAGCCCAGUAUCAGUACACCACCCCGACCGUGCCCGGUAGAUCCAUCAAAGCAGAGCACCCAGAUCCGUAUUCUGGUUCUCCCGACUCGUCUCUCGGGUACUCCUAUGCCGAGGGCUGCAUUGCCGCCUCACCCCAGACCAGCCCUCUGAACCCAGCCGUGCCAUCGCUGGUUCUGGAGCUGCUUAGCUGUGAGCCUGAUGAGGAGCAGGUGAGAGCAAAGAUAUGUGCUUACCUGCAGCAGGAGCAGAGUGGGCGUGGAAAACUGGACAAACCCCGCCCCUCCAACUUGCUCUGCGUGAUGGCGGACCAGACGCUGUUCUCUAUCGUAGAAUGGGCGAGAAGCUGCAUCUUCUUCAAGGAGCUAAAGGUCGGAGAUCAGAUGCAACUUCUGCAUAACUGCUGGAGCGAGCUCCUGCUUCUGGAUCAUGUCUUUCGACAGGUGCAUCAUGGGAGAGACAAUACACUUCUACUCAUCACUGGCCAAGAGGUUGAGCUCGCGGGCGUCGUGUCUGACUCGGGUCUGACUCUCUCGAGUCUCGUGCAGAGGGGACAGGAACUGGCGCGGCGGCUGCAGCUGCUCCAGGUCGACCGGCGUGAGAUGGCCUGUCUCAAGUUUCUCGUCCUCUUCAAUCCCAACGUGAAGCUGCUGGAGAACCAGGCACUAGUGGAGAGCGUGCAGGAGCAGGUGAACAGCUCUCUGCUGGAAUACACGCUCACCUCGUACCCUCAGCACGUGGACAGGUUCAGUCAGCUGGUGCUGCGGCUGCCCGAGGUUCGCGCCUUGAGCGCCCAGGCCGAGGAGUACCUGAGUUCCAAGCACCUGAGCGGAGACGUGCCCUGCAACAACCUGCUCAUCGAGAUGCUGCAUGCCAAGAGAGCCACCACCAUCUGAACCAGAGGUGUGCGUGCGUGCGUGCGUGUGUGCGUGUGUGUGCGUAUGCGUGUGGCAUCACCACUGAGCCACGAAAGCUAAAGGACACUGGGAGCUUUUCUAUUUCUUAAGUGCUAUUACCACCGUAUCUGAUGUCGUUUGUGCAUCGUGUGUGGCUAGUAGGCAUGUGCUGAUCUUUGGUUGCCAUGGAAACUAAUUAAGCUUUAUGAUAUUGUAAGGAUAUUUAAACAUUGUUGGCAUUUCAGCCGGAGUGAAAAACAGGACUGCUUGCGGAUACACGCCUUUAAAACAUUCCCUUCAGCGUUUACCUGGCCGAAAAUACUGUUAUGCUGUUUCCAUGGUAACAAUGUAACGUAUAUCAUGGUAUAUCCAAUAACCAAUUAUGGGCACAUGCCUAGUGGCAAGAUAUCAUUUUCAGUUUGGACAAUGAAAUUGAUGAUCAUUAUAUAGCCACUGUGAGCUCCUAUCUUUUUUGGUAGUAUUAUGGAAUAUUAUAUGUUUAUUGAACAUGUUUCACAUCAUCAGCGCUUCAUUCUGGACUAAUAUUUCAUUUCCAUAGAUUUUUUUUUUUAAGAGUGAUAAUGUGAUUAAAGAGUUUAAAAUAUUGCAGCGUGAGAAAAAAAAAAAGGCAUACUGGUCGAAUCUACGAAGGCUAAAUCUUUCUUAUGGUCCCUUACAGUAUUUUAAAGUAGCUACCAAGCAUUUUUUUUUUCCAUUCCGAGUUUUUUUUUUAACCAGACGGCACUAUGCGGUGAAUCGAUCCGAGAAUAAUAUUGACACAAAGUGAACAGUUUUCAAAAUUCCUGCACUCAUUUCCCAUUCAAGCUGGAGCCACUAGAGAAAGCGUGUGUUUAUGUGGCUCAUUUCGCAAAGAUCCUGCAGACUUUUAUUUUAAAAUAGAUUGAUACAUGUAGAAGAGCGAGCAAUUCACUCGAUUUUAGGUUUUUUUUUUAUAUCGCAAGUAAGUUUUCUCAAAAUUAAAUUUCAAAUGGCACGUUUAUGGUCAUAAUAUUGUUGUUGUUGUUUUUUUUUACAUAAAAAUUCGAAAAAUUGUUUUCUGAGCAAUUUUGGAACUUCUAAAAAUAUGAAGUAGUUUAUUAACGAUAUAAUUUUUGUUAAAAUACAAACCCUUAAUUGUCACUGUUCUCAAAUUCACAACAAAGAGUGCUUCUGUUUUCCUUUUUAUUUAUAUUUUACUUUUCUUUGUGUUUUGAUAAGUACAAUUUGGUUUUGAUUUGAUGUACUGUACGAAAGCUGGCGUUAAGGGGAAAAAUGCUUGUUAGCAUUAUUAUUUGGCUUAAUCUUAAUUUUUUUAAACUGUUAUUUACAUGCCACUGAAAUCAGUUCAAAAUAUUGCUUAUAUGUGUAACUAACGGCAGAGUGUUGAAAAGUCGUAUGUGCUUUGACGCUGAUUUAUUGCAAAACUGAUUGUCAGAUAAAAAGCUAGGAUUUUGAAGAUCUUGAAACAUGGAAUGUUAAAAGUUUAUUGAUGGUCUCUCACAUCAAAGCUUAAUGAUGGGAACUGCUUUCCUUUAGAGCUACAAGAGAAGCUUAAAAACAAAAGAACCAGCAGGCAGAAAUGUUCUUUUUAUUUUCCUUAUUAUGUAACUUUCUAAAAAGAAAUGUUCAGUUUUAUUUAAUCUCUUUUUCGACUCUUGCCUGUUUCAUCCUCUUGCUGUGGGCGAGCUUCAGCUCUAACUUUUCCUGGUUGGACAGAACAAACUUUUUACAUUUCACAUUUUAUUUAUUGAAUAGAAGCUUUUAUUCAUUGAAGAGCACAGCGGAGCGGUUUUUGGUUCCCAUGGUAAUUCUGACACCUGAAUAUUUGCCCCAUUCAAGCCUCAAUAGGAUGAAAUAUUACAGCAAUUUUCCAAUGAAUACAUUUAUUCCUUCAGUGAAUGCUUUUACCUGGAGUGACUUACAAGUGAGCAAUCCAAUAUGAACAGUAUAAAUCUUUUUUUGUUUUGUUCGUUUUUAGAUUACAUUCUUUAUAUUUAACUGAAGUAUAUGUACAGUACAAAAUGUCAAAAUCUGAAUAGUUUUAAGAGAGGUAAAAAAAAAAAAGAAUUGAUAAGUUUAUCCUGAGAGUGUUAUUACAUCAUGAAAUAAAAGGGCCAAUCAGUUUUCAGUAUGCAAAUGCACUCCAGAGGGGUGAGUAGGAUUGGAGGUCAUUUGGCUUUGAAUUACAUCUUUUCUUUUCUUCUUUUUUAUUUGUAGGUAAGAUUGUAUGCACUUUUCAUCACCUGAUUGAUUGUUUAUUAAUUAUAUAAUAAAAAAGGGCAUUUUCUUUAUUACAAAUUAAAAGAUUAGGAUUGGUGAAAAAAUGUUUGUCUCUGAACUGAGACUGAACUGAAAGUCUCUACUGUAUUAGGUGAAGAAAAAAAGGGUUUCUUUUUUUCUCUCUUUUUUUUUUCUCAUUGGGAAAAAAAUGUGUCAUAAAUUAGAAGGGGUUAAUCAGAUUCUCGUAUGCAAAUACAUCCCUGGAGACCAGAGCUUGAUGAGGAAGAAGGUCAGAUUGGAGACUUUUACAUCAUAUGUAUGUUAAAAUCUGGAUUUUUUUUCUUUUUUAGAAGUUAAGAAGUUUUUUUUUUUUUUUUUCUUCUACUGGCUAAUUUCUUGAAAUUCCAAAUGUAGGAUAGCAGGCGAUAGAAAGAAAGAUUUUUCUUUCUCCAAAAACAGCUUUAUAACAUGAAGAAAAAAAGAGCAAACUUUAAAGAAUAUUUUUUAAUAUAAAAAGAAGAAUAUACAAUAAAAAUCCAGCCCUUUGAUUCCAUCUAUGGCUAAUCAGCACACACACACACACACCGACUGUAUGCAACCAUAAAUCAACCUGCUGAGAGUGUGUUUCUAAAUUGUUUAAUUGUGGAUCCUUUCUCAACUGGUGUCCAUUAUUUCAUCAACCACCUGCGUAUCCUUUUCAUUUCUGUUCUCUUUUUAAAAUACUGACAAAUACUGUGAGUCAGACUGUGUGUGUGUGUGUGUUUAAAGCCCAAAUCAGGAUCGCAGGAGAAGCACUGCGCCAUAUGUUUUUUUCCACAUUUCACACACACCCAUAUUCCAUCUCUAUUCACCUUUACGCAGCUCGAGUAUCUUUGUGCACACGCAUCCUGAUGGGACUUUAAUUUAAAAGAAAAAAAAGAAACAAAAAAGCAUUUUCACUCGAACAUUUGUGUAUUUAUAGGUUGUAAUGUGCUGAAAAACAUCCUUUUUACUUUUUUCUUUUUCUUUUAUUUGCUUAGUGUGUUUUUUUUUUCUCUCUGGAAGAGUGUAACUGUAAAAAAAGAAAAAAAAAAGAAAAAAGAAUUGUGUUCUGUCCUUUCUAGUUACGAUCAGCAUCAGUAUUGUUUAGACGCCGGAGUUAUUCAUGAAUGCUUAGAGGUCAAGCUACGACUCUAUGGAGCUGAAGACAGAAAUAGUAUUUAUUUAAAUAAUGUCAGAUACAGAGGUGAUAAAAUACGGAAAUACUUCAUUUACGUAUAAAAAAAAUCUUUUGUGCUUGUCCACAUUAUCUGACUGCAAAGUGCUUUAUUUCUUAUCAAAAUGUGAAAUAAAUGAAUGAAA
Molecule: messenger RNA, 5243 nt
Organism: Clarias gariepinus (North African catfish)
Lineage: Eukaryota; Metazoa; Chordata; Actinopteri; Siluriformes; Clariidae
Gene: nr5a1a
Product: nuclear receptor subfamily 5, group A, member 1a
Exons: 8
Coding region: 273-1682 (469 amino acids)
Biological process (GO): regulation of transcription by RNA polymerase II; hormone-mediated signaling pathway; tissue development
Cellular component (GO): RNA polymerase II transcription regulator complex
Molecular function (GO): zinc ion binding; RNA polymerase II cis-regulatory region sequence-specific DNA binding; nuclear receptor activity
Source: RefSeq, a predicted model, not a curated record